This is a messenger RNA of Chaetomium fimeti, 1122 nucleotides long. RefSeq lists its product as uncharacterized. The record is from RefSeq and is a predicted model, not a curated record. Bases 214 to 1029 code for a protein of 271 amino acids. Lineage: Eukaryota; Fungi; Ascomycota; Sordariomycetes; Sordariales; Chaetomiaceae. The transcript has a single exon.
GUCUGCUGGGUGGCUGGCGGCCCGUGCUGCUCCGGUGCGCUGGGCUGGCCGCCGACGUCUCCUGAUCCGUGGUUGGUUUUGGCUGGUGCCAUCUUUGUCGAUGGCGAAGGGGUCUGUGGGGUAGUGCUUGUGUCGAUGCGGUGAUCAAGUUGGUUGCUGCGUCAGAGUCGAGUGGCUGAGAUAAAACGAUCGUUGCGAGAGAAAGAGUGUUGGAUGGAACGAAAUGGAAGAAAACUGAAGAAGGGGGCCUUACUUUGGCUGAAGUGGGUGGAGACAUCAGUCCGUGGCAGGCCGUCUUGUACCACGAAACAAUCUGCUUCCAGGUAUCUCGGGCCACUGGGAUCAGGGAUUGGUUUGCUCCCAGCCGGAUACAUCCCGUCGGAUGGCCACUCGGGGGAUGGCAGCCGGCCAGGCGGUGAGCGGAGGCAUUGCCCCUUGAAACUGCAGAACUGCGAUAUAACAUGGCAGGCAGACUGCAAAUUACAUCUUCGGCAUCGGCUGAUCAAUAGACAGGGGUCGAUAAAAACGAUGGCGGACCGGAGGGGACAACGGAGUGAAAAGUCUUCCUUGUGCACGGGUCGGCAAAUGCCGCCCAAGAUGACUCCGACUCUUGACACCAUUGACAACCUUCGGACAAGUCAUUGGCGAAACGCCAGACGUCCUGGUUUGGCGACGAGGAACAAGGGGAAGGUUGGUUUCCCAGGACCAUGCGUUAUCUGGUUUCGAAGAAAAGCCCGAUCGUGUCCUGUGGGAACACGGCAAUGCAUGUCGAGGAAGAGGGCCCGUCUGGUCGGGUCAGGCUACUUUGCGGCACAGAUAGCGGUCGUAUGCGGCUCCGGCAGUCUUCCAGAAAUCGCUGUGCGGCGCUCUGUUGGGCGAGAUCUCUCCCGCGACUGGCUGGGACGGCUGGCUGGGAUGUCCAGAUAUGGCGGUGCCAGGGCGCUCGGGGAAGAGUCCGGGAUGGCGGGGGGGCAGACUCUGACAACGGUGGCCCCGGAUCAAGCCUGCAGAGCCCACGGCCAGGGCUGACUGAUGAUCUGCGUUUGGCAGCAGCUUCUUGGCGGGCGCUAGACGAUAGAGGAUUUCGUAUUUUGGGGGGGGGUGGUGGCGUCUGUUUAGGUC